AUGGACAUAGUGGGGAAAUUUCUCAUGGCGCCGGGGCAGAACGUUUUCCUCCUAAUAGUAGCAGACUAUUUUUCAAAGUGGAUCGAAGCAGAAGCACUCAGCAAGAUAACCGACCUCCAAAUCAGAAAAUUCAUAUGGACCCACGUGAUCACGCGGUUCGAGGUCCCAGAGAAAAUUGUUACAGACAACGGCCCUCAGUUUACAAGCCACAAUUUCAAGGAGUUCUGUAAAGACUGGGGCAUAAGAUUCUCUUUCGCUACACCUCGACACCCUCAAUCUAAUGGCCAAGCGGAAUCCACAAACAAGAUUGUGGUAAAUAUGCUGCUAAAGAAACGCUUGGGGAGUUCUCAAGGAAACUUGGCGGAAGAGCUACAUGGUGUCCUUUGGGCCUAUCAGACUACCCCCAAGACAUCAACGCAGGAGACCCCAUAUGCGUUGGUACAUGGAGCAGAGGUUAUAAUCCCAACCGAGAUGCAUGUGAAGACCACGGUCUCGGGGACCACCUCUCAGGAGGAAAAUCAUGAGCUAAUGUCGCUGAGUCUCGACCUACUUGACGAAAAAAGAGAAGCUGCUCGACUGAGAAACUGGUCAUACCAGCAAGAAGUAGCCAAUACCUACAACAAGAAGGUCAAAACCAUAACCUUUCAGCAAGGCGAUUGGGUCCUACGACGAGCAGAUAAAACAACUGGGAGACUCACCCCAGGAUGGGAGGGACCCUACAAGUUAAUCGGGGUGUGGGGAGCAGGAGCAUACAGGCUGCAAGACACUAAAGGGAGCAAAAGUGCAAAAGUACGGGAAAGCAGCGUAAGCCUGGCAUUUGGGUUUUCACCCAUUCCAGCACCCUCUAAGUCUGAUAGUGGCUUCAUGUAG
Messenger RNA from Brassica napus (rape), 870 nucleotides. RefSeq lists its product as uncharacterized. Lineage: Eukaryota; Viridiplantae; Streptophyta; Magnoliopsida; Brassicales; Brassicaceae. Gene Ontology annotation, molecular function: nucleic acid binding. The record is from RefSeq and is a predicted model, not a curated record. Gene Ontology annotation, biological process: DNA integration. The transcript has 2 exons. The coding region runs from base 1 to 870 and encodes 289 amino acids.